GAGGCCCCAUCACCCACUCGGACAUGGCAAAUGACCUAUCAGCUACUAAAACUAGUCUCCAAUGGUUGGGAUGGGUCUAAUCUUGAAGCAAGAAUGUGUUUGCGAAAGCCCUGCUAGGAGAGUCCUCAAGAGACAAGGGUCACGAGCGACGCCUCCCUGUCGCAUGCUGAAACGUGCAUGUUGCCCGAUGAUGAUCGCAUAUGUAGCCGAAAUCGGCAAUUAUUUUUGUGAAACUGGUGGCUGACGUCAUGUCGUCCACCAUUCAGACGAUACGCAGCGCCGAGUGGCUGGUAACGACAGAGAUCGGCAAUGUGAAUGGAUCGUCAAGUUGAACUCGCUCUGACUGCAAAUUUCCUGGGACUCGCUCGGAAUGAUGAUGCCUCGAAGUCGUUCAGGCCUAAGGCCUCUUCCUAUUUCAGUCGCAGGCAGGAGAAGGGUUUCAGCGUACUUGGUGUAUCAGAUUCCUCUCCCAUAGCCGCUUGUCUCCCAUCACAACCGCAGCAAUCUCUAGAAGCUUCCCUAGGCCGGAAUGGAAAAAGGGGAGAAUGACACGAUGAAGCUCGACAUGGCUGCAAUGAAGCGGGAGCUGGAAGCAGUCAAGCGGGAGCUGUCACUGACAAGGCGGGAGUUGCAGGCACGAGGCAAGGAAAAGUCCGUUGAGCACAAGAGCAGGGCGUUGGAUGUGGCCACGGAAAUGAGGCGGAGUCAUGGCGAGAGGAAGGAGAUCUGGGAGAGAAUCCAUCGGGCGUCGCACUCAACCAGCCUGUCCUUCCGAGGUCUCUCCGGUCUAUCCAACGCCAUCCUGGGUCAUAUAUCCACCAUGACUCACCUAGAAAGGCUCGACCUGACUGGCUGCUCAGGCUUCAGUGCAGUGGGGAUCAAGCACCUUUACGAUGGCCUGUCACGGCUGGAAUUGCUGACUCUGAACAGAACGAGCAUCUCUGACAGCUCAUUAGAAGGCAUUGGAGCGUUGAGGAGUCUCCAGCAACUCAAUCUCGAGUACACCGAUGUGACUGAUGCUGGUUUGGCACACCUUGUUAACCUUCCCUCGCUCACUUCUCUGGAACUUCUAGGCUGUCGGGAUGUCACAUCUGCUGGUAUUGUUCAUGUGGGGAGGCUGAGAUCUCUUCAGGAACUCAUUCUGAGGAGGACCCGUGUGGCAUCUCCUGGCAUGGCGCAUGUGGGACAGCUGACAGGCCUUCGCCACUUUGAUCUGGGUGAGACAGAGGUGACGGAUGAUGGUUUGCAGCAUCUGACUUCACUGACUAAGCUCACGGUACUUGCCCUUCCGUGUGGGAUUACUGAUGCUGGGAUGGUCUGUGUGGGUAGGCUGCAGUCCAUUCACUGCCUGAAUUUGGAGGAGGCAACAAGGGUGACUCACGAAGGGCUGCGACACUUGACCUCCUUGACCCACCUGAGCUUCUUCGCUGCCCCGGCUGGCAUGGGAGAUGCUGGCAUAGAGGAAAUCAAGCGCCUCACAGACUUGGUGUCGCUGGGGUUGGAGAAUGCUACAGUUACUAAACGGGGUUUGAAGGGUUUGAGGUCCCUUCCGCAUCUGAAGCAUGUGAAAGCCAGUGGGCCGGGCUUGCAGCGGAUGGUGAAGGCUACCCUUCCUGGUGUGGAGGCGGACGCUUGCACAAUACUGUGAAACAGAAGCUAGAAGCGCGGAAUAUUGGAUGUUUAGGACUAGGUAAAUGAUUUGGUGCUAGCUGUGUACUGUACAGCACACAUCUGGAUAUAGAACAUUUAAGAUCGU
Messenger RNA from Closterium sp. NIES-67, 1756 nucleotides. NCBI's taxonomy places the organism in Eukaryota, Viridiplantae, Streptophyta, Zygnematophyceae, Desmidiales, Closteriaceae. The record is from the annotation of a GenBank genome assembly.